This is a messenger RNA of Pristis pectinata (smalltooth sawfish), 1071 nucleotides long. Its product is annotated as protein phosphatase 1K, mitochondrial-like. Bases 1 to 1071 code for a protein of 356 amino acids. The record is from RefSeq and is a predicted model, not a curated record. Gene Ontology annotation, molecular function: protein serine/threonine phosphatase activity. NCBI's taxonomy places the organism in Eukaryota, Metazoa, Chordata, Chondrichthyes, Rhinopristiformes, Pristidae. Gene Ontology annotation, biological process: protein dephosphorylation. The transcript is spliced from 6 exons.
AUGGCUACGCUUGCAAUUGCUCUUGUAUGUCGAUAUCAUGGAGCUGCAGCUGCUAAAGUAGCGAAGCUCACAUGUAUCCAGCAAAAGUCCUACCUUUCUUCCAGUGCUAAAUCAAAUGGAGCAGCUGUUGCAAGACAGAAACACUUGGCACCUUGGGACAGGUUUGGCAUUUGGUUAAACGACCCAGUUGUUCUACCGCCUCGAGUAGCAAAUCUUCAAAGUAAAAAGGUUGCCAACAUUGGCUAUGCAAGUCAGAUUGGAAAAAGAAGGGACAAUGAAGAUCGUUUCAGUAUAGCUGAACUCUCCGAUGGGUUGUUCUGCUUUGCUGUCUUUGAUGGACACGGAGGGACUGAUGCCGCUGAGUUUUGUUCCAGAUACAUUGGACAUUAUAUUCAGUACGCAAGUAUUUACUUCCUAAUAGUACCUGAAUUUUCAACCAACUUGGGUGCAACUGAUAGUGACUUCAUGCAAGAUGUCUGUGAUUCAGGGAAAGGUGCACUAUUCACAUCAGGAACAACUGCAACUGUGGCUUUGUUGAAGGAAGAAUCUCUUCUUAUGGUGGCUAAUGUUGGAGAUAGCCCAGCUAUUCUUUGUCAUGAAGGAAAAGCUGAGCAAUUAACUGAAGAUCACACCCCAAGGAGGCGAGAUGAAAGAAAAAGGAUCAAGGAGUGUGGCGGUUUCAUAGAUUGGAGCUGUGCCACCAACCCAUAUGUGAAUGGUCGAUUAGCCAUGACCCGUAGCAUUGGGGAUGUGGAUCUCAAACCAUAUGGAGUAACUGCUCAACCGGAAGUUAAAACCGUGGAGUUGCAACAUAUGAAAGACUGUUUCCUGGUCCUGACUACUGAUGGAGUUAGUGCAUUUAUGGAGGCCCAAGAAGUGUGUGAUGUUGUGAAAAGGUGCCAAGAUCCAUCAGAAGCUGCAGCUGUUAUAAACGAGCAGGCAUUGCAAUAUGGUUCCCAUGAUAAUGUAACCACCAUCGUUGUGCCAUUUGGAGCUUGGGGAAAAUACAGCACUUCACUCACUUGUACCAGUUUUGGAAGAAUGAUGGUGGCAGGCUCCCGAUGGCAUUGA